AUGGAAGGCUGUUUAGCUGUGAAUGCGGAAGGCAAGAGUGGGGGGCUGGUUAUGAUGUGGAAAGAAAGUAAGAAGGUUGAGAUUCAAACCUAUUCCAGCAACCAUAUUGAUGCUUUGGUACAUAUGAAAAAUGAGAGCCCUAUUCGUUUCACUGGCUUUUAUGGAAAUGCUGAUCCGAAUAGAAGACAGACUUCCUGGAAUAUGCUUAAAAGGGUUGGUCAAACUGUUACUGGGAAGUGGAUUAUCGGGGGUGACUUCAAUGCUAUUUUGGAUGAGGCGGAAAAAGAGGGGGGUCGGAGAAAGCCUAAGGUUCUGAUGGAGGAGUUUCGCACGAUUGUUGACGAAUUAGCGGUGGUGGACUUAAAAACUGAUAAUGGGUGGGUGAUUCGGCAGUCUAGCUCUGACCAUGAUGCGAUCAGUUUAGAUACAGAAGGUAGGAGACCGAGAGAUGGCCCUAUGGACCCGAGGCUUUGUUUUAGGUAUGAGGUUUGUUGGGCUAGAAAUGAAGCUGCUAAAACGAUUAUCAAGGGUGCUUGGCAGCGUGGGAAUCAAGAUAUUAUGGAGAAGAUUACGAAUGUUGGCAAAGAGCUUGGAAGGUGGCAGUAUAAGAAGUUAAAACAACUGCGGAAUAAAAUUGGUUCUCUGCAGGCGGAUAUUAAUAGAAUUAUUGAUGGCCAGGGGAGCAAUAACGAGGGCAAGAAGCUUAAAAUUUGUUCGGUUAAAAUUGGGGCUACUAACAGGAGGAAAAAAAACAAUAUUGCUAGACUUAAAGACACCAACGGCAGUUGGAGGGAUAAUAAUGUGGACAUUUGUAAAGCUAUCAGGGAGUAUUUUCAACUCUUGUUUAAGUCAAAUUUCAAUUCUAACAGUGAGCUUAAUCUGGACUAUGUAGAGAAAUGCAUUUCAGGGACGGCCUUUAGUCAAAUGGAUCCUAGGAAAGCUCCCGGAAUUGAUGGUUUGUCAGGGCAUUUCUUCAAAGAAAAUUGGGACGUCGUUGGAGCGGAUGUUAUUAAUCUUUGCCUGGAUAUUCUUAGGGGUGUUAAAGAUGUGGAUUGCUUAAAUGAUACUAUUAUUGUUUUAAUCCCUAAGGUUAAAGAUCCUGUGGAUAUGACUAAUUUUAGGCCCAUCAGCCUAUGUAGGGUGAUUUACAAAAUUAUUGCGAAAGUGCUUGCCAAUCGGUUGAAGGAAACGCUUCCGUUAUGCAUCAGCCAAAAUCAAAGUGCCUUUGUUCCGGGGAGGAUGAUUCACGAUAACAUUUUGAUUGCUCACGAGCUUGUCCAUUAUCUUCAGAGUGCGAAGAAUGGUCCUAAUAAAGGGUUUGUGGUCAAGCUUGACAUGAGUAAGGCAUACAACUGGGUGGAGUGGAACUUUAUCGAAGAGGUGAUGAAGAAAAUGGGCUACGUAAAUGAUUGGGAGUCGAAAAUUAUGAGAUGCGUUAGAUCGUAUAAUAAUAUGCUUAAGGGAAUUAGAGCUAGUAGAAAUGGGCCCCGUAUUAAUCACCUGUUUUUUGCUGAUGACGCUCUUCUCUUUGUUCGUAAUAAAAAAAGAGAUGUUGAGGAGCUUGUGAGUAUUAUAGCUCAUUUUAGUAGGGCUUCGGGCCAAGAGAUUAAUAAGGAUAAAUCCAUGAUUUUGUUUAGCCCUAAAACCCCUAGGGAUAGUAGACUUUCGGUUAGCUCCUUGCUUGGCAUGCGGACUGUCGAAAAGCUUGAUAGUUAUCUUGGACUUCCACUUCCUGUUGGUAGGAAGAAAUCUUUAGCUUUCACUGACAUCAUUAAUAGGUGUACUUGCAGGGUUAAAAGCUGGUCAAAACACUUGCUUUCUUACGGUGGGAAAGAGGUCUUUAUCAAGGCGAUUAUCCAGGCCAUUCCGUCCUAUGCAUUUUCGGUGUUCUUGGCUCCAAAGGGCACUAUAGAGGAACUCCAUUCACAAAUGGGAAGGAUGUGGUGGACAAACAACGACAAGAUGCGGGGUUGGGCAAUGAUGGCGUGGCGGAAAAUGUGUCAUCCGAAGGGUAUGGGUGGAAUGGGCUUUCGAAACCUAUAUCUCUUUAACCUGGCUCUUUUGGGGAGACAGGGGACGUAUUCAGUUAUAAGCGGUGCGACAAGCCUUCAUUCACCUAGGCAAGCAUUGCCAAAGGCGAUGAAUGCGCUUAAGGAUGGUUUUAUUUGGCAAGUGGGAGAUGGCAAUGGGAUUGAUCUUAGACGUGCGCAUUGGGGGCUGAAUGGUAUCUUUGGAGAGUCGGUUUGUCGGUCUCCUCUCAAUGAUAAUGAAAGAAAAGUCAAAGACCUGUGGGACCAAGAUAACAGACGUUGGAAAAGGGAAAGGGUGAAAGAGAUUUAUGGGGAUUAUUUGGGGGAGUGCAUAUGCAAUUUGCCCAUUCCUCCUAAUAACAUUAAAGACACCCGGACGUGGCUCCAAAAUCCGCAUGGUAUUUACACGUCCAAGUCGGCUUAUUCUUGGCUGAUUCUUAAGGAAGUCGGAUUCGGCCCUCACAGAUUUUUCUGGCGCGCCUUAUGGAAGCUUCAGAUGCUCCCGAAGAUCAAAAUCUUUAGCUGGAGGAUUGGUCACAACAUUCUCCCCACGUUCGACAACAUUGCUCGCAUCCGUCAGGGUUUCCAAAACAUUUGUCCGAGAUGCAAAGACAGAGAAGAAACGCUGAUUCAUGCCAUGAAAGACUGUAAAAAGGCUCGUGAGAUUUUGGCUGCUGGUGGGUUAAACAAUAGACUGCUAACUGGGGAAUAUACCAACUGCAUCGAUUGGUUGGAGGAUGUUUUUCGUGUGCUGGAUAAGAAAGCUGCUGCUGAUUUCUUAACUCUGCUUUGGAACAGCUGGAAUGAUAGAAAUAAUAUGCUUUUCAAAGGGAAAAUGGAUGAAGCGGUGACGGUGCAGGAAAGGCGACCAUGUUAA
Messenger RNA from Gossypium arboreum, 2907 nucleotides. RefSeq lists its product as uncharacterized. The transcript has 6 exons. The coding region runs from base 1 to 2907 and encodes 968 amino acids. The record is from RefSeq and is a predicted model, not a curated record. Lineage: Eukaryota; Viridiplantae; Streptophyta; Magnoliopsida; Malvales; Malvaceae.